Myripristis murdjan (pinecone soldierfish) is the source of this 5150-nucleotide messenger RNA. RefSeq names its product DNA topoisomerase II binding protein 1 (gene topbp1). Bases 458 to 5026 code for a protein of 1522 amino acids. The record is from RefSeq and is a predicted model, not a curated record. Lineage: Eukaryota; Metazoa; Chordata; Actinopteri; Holocentriformes; Holocentridae. The transcript has 28 exons. Gene Ontology annotation, biological process: DNA replication initiation; mitotic DNA replication checkpoint signaling; mitotic G2 DNA damage checkpoint signaling.
CUGGCGUCCGGACGGACACAAUAGCAGGCAGCACCGGAAGACAUGCCGUUGGCGCGAAUAACAACAAAGCUGCUGCUGUGAUUUUGCUUUUAAACUAUUAGCUUUAAAUAACUUAUUAUGACGCGUUAUAUAUAUUUAUUUGUGUGACAAAUUGUAUUCGGCUGUGAUAACGCGAGUGUCUAACUUAUGGUCUUAGAAACAUCUCUGUAUUUCUGCUCGUUGCUUGAAAGCUAAACGGUAACGUUGUAUACAAGCUAGCUGCUAAAUGUACACUACAUUAAUAUUUUAUUUAAUAUCUCAGUAUUGCCUACUCGUUGACAAUGUAUAGUUAUUCUUAUUAAGCAAUUUAGGCAUGUUUAGUUCGUGGAGCUGUUAGUGACAGAUUAAAAACACAGAGGUUAAUAUUACUGCGUCUAAACCUGCUGUCACUUUGAGUCAACCGAGGAAAAGGUUCACCAUGUCUAAAGAGGAGAGGGAGGGCUUCAUUGUGAAGUUUGUGGAAACUAAAGGACAAAAGACUGAGUAUGCUCAGAAGGCCUAUGAUGCCAUUUUGGAGCUGCAGUCUGAGAAGUAUUUGAAGACCAUCGAUGAGGACAGUGUUUUACAGCUGGACCAUAAAGACAAGUCUCUGUUCGUCUUCAGUAACUUCACCACGCCAGCUUUCCUCCACUGCAAGAAGCUUGGCUGUAGACUGGUGAGUCCACUGGUGGUUUUGUACUGCCUGCAGCAGCAGCGCUGCGUUCCCAAAGCAGAGAAGCCCGUCUAUAACAUGGCCAUGGCCGACGUCACCAUCUCCUGCACCAACCUGGACAAGCCUACACGGACAGAGGUGAUGGACUUGGUGCAGCUGAUGGGCGGACGUGUGUAUCUUGACCUUAAUGUGUCUGUCACACACCUGAUAGCAGGAGAGGUGGGCAGCAAGAAAUACCUGGUAGCUGCCAGCCUUGGAAAACCCAUCUUACUGCCCUCAUGGGUCAAAGCAUGCUGGGAGAAAUCCCAGGACAGCCUUUUCAGGUACACAGAUUUGCCCAUGGAGGAGUACGUGUGUCCUGUGUUAUAUGGCUGUACAGUUUGUGUUACUGGCCUGUCCACCGCAGAGCGGAAAGAGGUGCAACGUCUGUGCGAGCAACACGGAGCCAACUACUCUGGUCAGCUCAAAAUGAACGAGUGUACGCACCUCAUCGUUAGCGACCCAACAGGUCAGAAGUAUGAGUGUGCACGGAAGUGGAAUGUGUACUGCGUGUCUCUGCAUUGGCUGUUUGACAGCAUAGAGAAGGGCUUCUGUCAGGACGAGAGCCGCUACACUGUGGAGCGCAGCACAGCCAAGCCAAGCCGACCACACACUUCCACCCCCACUGGGACCAGCAAGAAGGAGGAGGGUCCGUCUCUGUUGGGCUUGAGCCACAUUUCUGUCAAUGCCAGUAUGACAAUAAAUGACACGGCCCUCACCAACGGUACCCUCAGUCGUCUGGAAGCUCCUGACCCUCUGGAUAGCCUGGACCUCACUGUGUGCCCUGCUGAUGAUAUCCUGGAUGGCUGUAAGUUGUACCUGUGUGGCCUGCCAGCAAAGAAACUGGAGAAGCUGCGGCGCCUGGUGAACGCUGCAGGCGGCCUGCGCUUCAACCAGCCCAGUGAAGAGCUCACUCAUGUGGUCAUGGGUGAGCCAGACCAAGACCUCAAGAACUUCCUGUCCAAGGCCACACACAGACCUCAUGUAGUGACGGUGCAGUGGCUGCUUGACAGCUUUACCAGAGGCAGCCUGCUCGCCGAGGCUGGCUACUUGCACCCUGAAUGUCUGCCCCCGGCCCCAGCUGCUGUAGCCAUGCCCGCCCCCCACACCACCUCGUCCCGACCCAGCUUGAGCUCAGCUGCUCCACCUGUUGCCAGCCCCAGCACUCCCAGGCACAAGAAAGCGGAGGAGGAUCUCUUGUCUCAGUACAUGGAUGAUGACCGUACAGUGGUUGAAAUGCCUCCCCCGGCUGAGGGCACCAGCAGGAGGUCCAGCCGUGCAGCUGCAGAGCCCCAGGCUGAGCCUUGGGCUCAACAUCAGACCAGUGAACUCGAGCCGUACUCCACCCUGCAGGAGGUCAGUGAGGCCGGCCUGUUUGCAGGGAAGCGUUUCCUGUUGGUGGGAUUUGGCACUGAGGCCGAGGCCCAGCUCUCUGUGCUGGUGACAGAGAACGCCGGCAGGGUGCUUGUGGGCCGAACACGAGCUGUGGCAGACUAUGCCGUGGUCCCACUGUUGGGCUGUGAGGUGGAGGCAACAGUGGAUGAAGUGGUCACUGAUACCUGGCUGGCCAUGUGUGUGGAAAAGGAGUCUGUUCUGCAGCUUUCUUCCAACCCCUUGUUCACCCCUGUUCCUGUGAUGGAGGGCCGCUUUCCACUCAAGGACUGUGUCCUCUCUGUCAGCCAGUUCACUGGAGCAGAGCGGGAGUCCCUAGUGGAGCUGGCCAAGCACCUUGGAGCCAAUGUCCAAGAUUACUUUGUGCGCAUGGCUAAUCAGAAGAAAGGCAUGCUGGCCAGCACUCACCUGGUGCUGCAGAGCCCAGAAGGCACCAAGUACCAAGCAGCCAAGAAAUGGGGGCUGCCAGCUGUCACCAUGCGCUGGAUACUAGAAUCUGCUAGGACAGGCCAGAAAGCAGAGGAAGAGCGUUUUCUUGUUGACCUUCCACCUUCACCAGAGAGGGACGAUGAAAGUUUUGUCGGUGGUUCCCAGAAACCAAACAUGCCUCCUCCAGCGAAUUCCUCCCCAGAGAUCCCCCUGCUGGGUCCCCAGAGCGGCAAGGCCGUCACCCCUCUGGAUGUAGGUCGAUUCCAGAGCAAAGUAUUCCGCUCUGUGUUGGACCAGAUGAAGCCCAAAGAGAACCCCAGCACCCCACGACAAGGCCAGGAGGGCAGCAGGAGGAACCCUCUUCAGAAGGAGCCCUCCCUGCAGCUGGACACUCCCUCUCGCUUCCUCAGCAGAGACCAGCUCUUCAGGCCCUCUUUCAAUAUCAAGGAUGCACUAGGAGCGUUGGAGACUCCAGGGGGAAGGGCCAAGCCAGGAGAGAAGGUGGAGACUCCGCUGACUGAUGUCAUCAACAGGAACCUGCAGGUGGCUCUGGCCAACAGCACCCGUGCCCACACCUCAGAAAUGCAGGCGCUUACUGCUAGCCCCCAGUUCAGCAGGACAAAUGAGCAGGUCCCAGAAAAGGAAGCUGGUCCCCUGGCUGGUGUUGUGAUCUGCGUGGGAAAGAAGCUGGUCAAAAUGCAGGGCGAACUAAACGCCAUUGCUGCCUCGCUCGGCGCAGACUUCAGGUGGACCUGUGAUAACACGGUGACUCACUACAUCUACCAGGGACGUGUUGGAGACAACACACGGGAGUACAGAGGCGUGAAGGAGAGAGGGCUACAUGUGGUGUCCCAGCACUGGCUACAGGCUUGUGCUACGGAGCAGAGGCAUGUCUCGGAGUCUCUGUAUCCGUUCACCUACAACCCGAAGAUGAGCCUGACCCUCAGCCAGGUGCCGGACAGCUCCCAGAGGUCCCCGCCUUUCACACGCACCCAACUCAAAGACACGAGCGAGACUCAGGACAACAAGUCUGAGCACAAUGCCACAGAAGACGGCACAACCUCCCGCUGUGUAAAUGAUGGAGAGGCAGAUCAAGAAGAAGUGCAAGACACAACAGAAAGGACAGAUCUGUCAGAAACUCUGGAAAUGAGAGAAAACCUGCAGAGACAGCUUCAGGAGAUCAUGUCAGCCACCAAGCUGACCACAGGGAGGCGUGCCUCAGCAAGGCUCCUCAGGCUGGGCUCGGGAGGGGCUGACUCACGCCCCAACACCCCUGAUGGGUCUCGGGUUGGACGCAGUGGGAGUAGACGCACUCUAGAAGCUCUGAGGGUGUCCAGAGAAGCAGCCAUGGACCUAAACACGGAGCCGUCCCAGAGUGAACAGAUAGUCUGGGAUGACCCGACAGCGAGGGAGGAGAGAGCCAAGCUGGCCGACAACUUACAGUGGCCCGGCAGCCCCUCACAGCACUCGGAGCCCCUCACAAUCCCACCUCCCACCACAGAAUCAGAAAACGCCCCUCAGCUAAGAGACUCCAUGACGGACUCUGAGCUGGUGGAAAUGGCGGCUUGUGAUGUCAUCGACCAGCAUAUGGGCCAGAGGAUCAUGACCCCUCCAGCAGAGGAGCCCGAAAAUGAUAUCCUCACUCCCAAAGCCCCCACCAUAGCCUUCCCCCUUGCCAACCCUCUGGUAGCACCUGGGCCACAGGAGGAAAGCAAGGAAGAAAAGGAGCCACCGCGAUUCCAGCUGUCCUCCCUCAGCCCUCAGGAACGCAUUGAUUACAGUCACCUCAUAGAGCAGCUGGGGGGCAUUGUCCUGGACAAGCAGUCUUUUGAUCCGACCUGCUCCCACAUCAUCGUAGGAAGCCCGCUGCGUAACGAGAAGUACCUGGCAGCAAUGGCCGCCGGCAAGUGGAUCCUCCACCGCUCCUACUUGGAGGCCUGUCGCUCCGUGGGUCACUUCAUCCAGGAGGAUGACUACGAGUGGGGCAGCAGUUCCAUCCUGGACGCCCUGCCCUCCAUCACCGCCCAGCAGAAGAGACUGGCAUUAGCCGCCAUGCGCUGGAGAAAAACCCUGCAAGGCCGCUCGGAACAGGAGGGAGCCUUCAGCGGAUGGACUGUCAUGCUGAACAUCGACCAGAACAGAGAGGCAGGAUUCAGGCGGUUGCUGCAGUCUGGUGGAGCGAAGGUCCUGCCCAGUCCCUCUCCAUCCUUGUACAAAGAGGCCACUCACCUGUUUGCAGACUUCAAUCGUCUGAAGCCUGGUGACUUCCGGGUCGAUGUAUCAGAGGCUGCCGCUCAGGGAGUCACAUGCCUGAAACCAGAGUACAUCGCAGACUACCUCAUGGAGGAGCCAACGCCACCCAUCAAACUUUAUUACCUGACUGAGACUGCCUCGGAGGAAAAUCCAGGCACCCCGUCUCGCAAACGCAAGGCUGCAGCAGACACCUCCAAGCUGAAAAAGACCCGCCUGAAAUGAAAAACACCCAUAAAUCCAUAAAAUGUUGACAUCGUAUUUCCUCUGUAAUUAUAAUAUUGUGAAAACGCUUUGUACAUAAGAUUUUUUAUUUCUUGUAUGAAAAUAAAAUGAAUGUAACACAUUG